This is a messenger RNA of Armigeres subalbatus, 4866 nucleotides long. RefSeq lists its product as uncharacterized. The record is from RefSeq and is a predicted model, not a curated record. Gene Ontology annotation, cellular component: endoplasmic reticulum. Gene Ontology annotation, biological process: peptidyl-aspartic acid hydroxylation. NCBI's taxonomy places the organism in Eukaryota, Metazoa, Arthropoda, Insecta, Diptera, Culicidae. Gene Ontology annotation, molecular function: peptidyl-aspartic acid 3-dioxygenase activity; protein binding.
AAGUGCAAUCAGAGUAUUGACAUUGUUUGCAUCCUGCUUUGCUUAAUAAAUUUUAGAUAAUUUUUGUUAACUAUAUUAACUGUGAUUGUUCUCCAUAUCGAGUUGUUCCGAAUACCCAAUCAGUAUUUUACAGCCAAAUGUCUGUCCCUACCAACCGGAAGAUACAAAAACCGGCACAAUAUACAUGACUGUUAACGGUAUAACAGUCCUAUGUAGACAGAAAACCAAGCAAAACAUGAACGUUUAAUGCAAAUGAAGUUAGCACAAAAAAAAAACGAAUACAGCAAUACUGACACCGUGGGUAGAAGCAAGCGUAAGAGAAAUUUGUUUCGUGAUAGAAAUGCUUUCUGCGCGUUCGACGGGCGCCGAGCAAAGUCAACGCCAGGGCAGUGCAACGGUUGACGAUUAAGUCGAGAUCUCUCGCCGCUCAUAUUUACUAAGCAACCAUUCAUUCUGUAGAUUCAGUCGAAGAGAUCCCCUCGUGCGGGUUAGACUUUCGCGACACAGCGAUAAGACGCCAGAGUUGGGCAAUAGUUGUGAUUUUCUUGGAAUAGAUUAAAUUUUAUUUUUAUCUGAUAAGUGAAUUGAAAGCUACUUCAGCAUGUCCGGAGACGUCCAACCAAGGAAGCGCAAGGACAAGAAGAGGAAGAAAGACGAUGAAGACACCGUCAAGGAAACCCCCAGCCCCAAGGUAACAGCUGGAGCCGCUCAAGUUGCCAAAGAGCCAGGUGACAUCCAGAUGCAUUUGCACAAUGACCACGGCACCGGCGGUCACUGGUGCGCCAAAAUAGUGUUCUUCAUUCUCCUGACCGGGUUGGGCGCCCUAAUCGGAUUGAUCAUUCUGGAAAACCGAGGCGUUUCAAAUGCCGAUACACCAUUAUCGGAAUCCCGUUAUGCCGAGUACUUCAACGGUUGGGUAGAUGAAGAACGUGAAAAUGAUCAUCACCAUGAGGAGAUUCUGGAAGCUCUGAACCAGUUGGAUGAGCACGAUGACGAAGAUGAAGCGCAUGGCGGCGACGAUGACCACGGUGAAGAGGACGAAGAAGACGACGGUGCUCCAUACGCUGAAGUGGAAGAUCACGACGAUGAGCAUGACUUGGAAGAUGAAGAAGAAGGCGAGCUGCCAAAGCUAGAUGAUGAUGAAGUCGAAGAAAUUGUUGCCGUGAAGAAGGUGGCUAAACAAGAAGCCGCUGUUGAGGCGGAUGAAGAGGAUGAUGAUGAUAAUGAAGAUACUAAUGACAAUGAAGAAGAAGAAGAUGAAGGUGGCUAUGAAGCCGAUGAUGAUGACGAUCAGGCUGAUGCCGAUAUUGAUGAUGAAGAAGUAGAAGAUGAUUUCGUCGAAGACGGUGACGAAGACGCCGACGAUGACGAUGAGAAUGAUGAUGUUACCAAACCAACCGCGAAGACAACGGACGAUCAACCCGAUGACGACAAUGACAAUAAUGAGGACGAUGGAGAUGGUGACGGCGAUGAUGAUCAUGAAAAGGAUACUGGUGCUGGCGACGAUGAUGACGAUGAGAAGGAACCUGAAUUGGAUCAAUCAAAUAAUGAUGAUGAUGAUGAUGAUGGAGUUAAUGAUGAUCCGGAUGACGAUGUUCCGGAUGAUCAAGACAAUGACGAUGAUGAUGGUGACGAAAACGAACCGGUCGUUUACAGUCAAAAGGCCGAUAAUGAUGAUAACGACGAUGAACCUAACAAUCUAACGGCUGACGACGACGAUGCCGAUGGUGAGGAAGAUAAUGACCAGUUUGAUGAAGACGAUGAUGGAAACGCACCAUUUGACGAGGAGGACGACGAUGACCAACUGAAUGACAGAAAGCCCGACAACGACAAUGACGGCGAUAAUGAUGACGAUGAUGAUAACGACGGUGAUGAUUUUGAAAAUUUCGUCGACAAUGAUGACGGCGAAGAAGAGUACCUCGCGAAGCUACGGAAAGAGCAAGAGCAACGAAGUCAGCAGAAGCAACAACAAGAGAAAAAUGAGCCCAGAGAAGAAUCCUCUCUUGUGGUGCAAAUCUUGGUUGGUGCGGCCCUGGUUGGCGCUGCUCGAAUCGUUCUGAUGCCUUCCGCACGUGGUUCCACUCCACCACCAGACGCUACAUCCAAAGACCAAACGGCGCCAACGAACAGCACAGACCAGCAACCGCGAGAGAACUAUCCCUCGUCUGGUCAGCAGCAGGAAAAGGUUCUGGCUACAAAUUUGAGCGAACGACUGCUGCACACAGAGAUGGCAGCCGCCAGUCUGGCGAAGAAGGCUGAGCUGAUUGAAGAGUUGUUAAGCCCGAUGCAAAGAGUCGCCCAACACUCUCAGUCCGUAGUUGAAGAUUUCAUCAACGCUGGCAGUGGACAUGGCGAUCGUGAUGAGUUCAUCGAAGGCAACGUGAUUCUCAUCGAGGGUGAUGAAGGUGAACUCUAUUCCGGCGAUGAUGAGUACAACUAUGAACUGGAGGACGAUUACAGCGAGGAGUUGGAAGAAAUCGAAGAAGAGGAAGAAUAUGACGAGGAGGAAAAAAAGUUGGUAGAACAGGAGCUUGAGAUAGGUACCUUCGUACCAACUACGUUUGAAGAAUUUAGCUCAAUGUAUCGCUCGACUGGUCAAACAAAUGAAUCGGUUCCAGUGCCUCCCGUACCAGCUACUGAAACUGCUCCUGAAAUAUCUGCAAAAGAUCCUCCCAUAAGCACCGCCCACAAGGAAUCGCCUUUAAUGAAGAAAAAGCCUCCCAAGGGAGCGCUCAACAAACUCAUAUACGGGCUCCACAAGGAACCGUUGAUCUCUACGGAAGAAUUUGAGCAAGCACUAGCAUCUACAAGUCAAUCAUCGAAAGAAAAACACGUGGAGUUUUUGCUUCCCGAAAAGGUUUUGGAUAUUGAUUUACCCGACAAAGAUCUUCCCAUGCAAUCCCCCGAAGGCGACGUGGACAAUGGAAGCAAAGAAAAUCUUUUUAUUCCUUAUGAAGACGAAGAUGACGCUGAUGAGUCGUACGAGGACGAAUUGAUCUACGAAGAGGAAGAGGAGCCGGACUCGGUUUUUCUACGGCAGUACCCUUCCGAUGAGGAAGAAGAGCCCUUUUCAGACGACGAACUCUCUGACGUGGAUGAUUCGGAACUGAUGAGACGCUUAGAGGAGAAAUACGGCAAGCUUGAUGUCAAGAAGGAACCUGCAACCCAACCGGAGGACGACGCAGAAGAAGAUGACAGCUGGACAAAGAUUCCCUCUAGGGAAAGUGAAUCUCAGAUCUAUGAGGAAGAACUGAAUCGAGCGAGAAGACACCUAGAUGAGCUGAAGAACCCGAAGAGAGCAUUGGAAGAAUACGAAUCGCUUCUCCGCAAGAAUCGGCGUCUAGUACGGGCCCUAGUUGGUAAAGCACGUGCCCUGGAUGCCCUGGCCGAGCAGCAGCAAAGCAAUGUUCUGCUGGGAGAGGCCAUUGAGGCUUACCGCGAUGUGGUGUUGUUGGGGAACGCCGCUGAUGACGAGGCGGUCAAAGAUGCUGGCGAGCGAUGCAUUGAUAGGUCCCGGUUCCGUGGCCAGUACUUGACGGUGAUCGAUGUACAUCAGGAGCUGAUUCGGCGGUUUGACUUGGAGCCCAGGUACAGGAAUCAGCUGGCGGUAACUUAUCUACUCACGAACAGAUUAGCGGAAGCGAAAGCUGUUCUUCAUGAAACACUAAUGCGUUGGAUCGACGAUGGGUUUGCUUUGGUACACUACGGGUUUGUGUUGAAGAAUCAUGACAAAGACAUGGAACAAGCAGUGCAAUAUCUCCGCGAAGGCAUCGAAACCGAACAUGAAGGAACACAAGAUGGUCGGUUCUACUUCCAUCUUGGUGAUGCGCUGCAGCGGUUAGGUCGUCAGCAAGAGGCUUUGGAUGUGUAUCGCAAAGGUGCCGAAAAGAAACUGUUCCUGUCGAUGUAUCAACGAUCGUUGUAUAAUGUCGAUGGUCUUGCAUCACGUCCAUUUUGGACGAUUGAGCAAACCACAUACGCCAGUCAGUUGGAAUUGAUUCGAUCACAAUGGGCAGCCAUUCGAGAUGAAGGUCUCAAACUGCUGAAUAUGGCUGCGAACUUCAAAGACGAAGCGGAGAAUCUCCGUGACUCCGGUGAUUGGAAGCAGUUCGAGCUAUUUUUCCGAGGUCAACGGAGUGACAAGAACUGUGCCAAAGCGCCGCUGACUUGUCGCCUAGUCGAGCAGUUUGCGGCGGCUCGCAGCUGUAAGCGAGGCCAAGUGAAGUUCAGUGUAAUGCACCCGGGAACGCAUGUGUGGCCGCAUUGUGGACCAACCAACUGCCGGAUACGGGCACAUCUGGGGCUAAAGGUGCCGAGCGAUACGUUCAUACGCGUCGCGGAGCAAACGAGAUCAUGGGAAAACGGCGAGUGGCUCAUCUUUGACGACAGCUUUGAGCACGAGGUAAAGCACUGUGGCGCAGCAACCCGUCUUGUACUGAUUGUCGACUUUUGGCACCCGGAUCUGACGGAAACACAGCGAAAGUCACUAUCGCCAAUCUGAGACUGCCAAAAAAGGUGCUUAUCCUGUGAUCUUUACGGAGCCUUAUUUCAGUGCAACUCUCACCAAAGACGUUAGAUGUAACACACGAUCCAGAAAGGGCUAUCGAGUAUCUAAUAGAAAAGUGCAUUUCUUUGUUUGGAUUCAUGAAUGAUUUAUUUUUUCGUACAGAUUUAAGUUUGUCAUGCAAACCUAUUAAGAGUAAAACGAGUCAUCUGUAUAUUUUCAGUAUGCAAAGAGAUAGUUGUUAAAAGUUUGUCACCAGGACAAAUGAGACUACAUGAGUUUAGUCAUGAGGACAAUCAAAGACUUUGAGAAAUAGGUCAGAUAUCGUAUUGUAAGAGUUUUAAUACAAAUUGUUAAAAAGA